AUGGACCUGUCGCUGCCCUACGCCUGGAUCCGGCCGCCGCGGAAGAAGCGCGCCUACGACAUGUACCACACGCGCCACGCGUUCCCGCCCGUCGAGGAGGGCCGGACGGACGCGGACCCGACGGGCGUCGACGUCGACGACGCGGAGACGAAGCGCAAGAUCGGCGCCUUCAACGCCCUCGUCCACAAGCACCGCGUCUGCCCGGCCCAGACCAUCCCCAACGACGCGCGGCGGGCGAAACUGGCGGCGCUGCAAAACGAGGCCGCGGAGUCGCUCGGCGUCGACGACGUCGGCCGGUUCAUGAAGCACACGGUCUGGCCCUUCUGCAAGAACGGCGGCGAUCUGAGCCUCGUGGGCUUCCACUACGAGCCGAACUUCCUGCCCGCGUCCGUGGACCACGACGCCCUCGCCGGCGCCGUGUUCCCCGAGGGCUACGUCUGGGAGGACAACGACCCGAAGCACAAACAGAACCGCGAGGUCUGCACCCACGGCGUGACGCUCCUGGACAAGGAGCAGCUCAACCCGGCGGAGUGCCAGCCCCUGCCGUUCCCCGGCCUCGUCCAGCACCGCGUCGUCCCCGCGCUGCGGCGCGCGCUCGCGCGGCUCGCGCUGCCCGCGGACAUGGACUUCCUCUACGCGAACCGCUACCGCCAGGCCAAGGGCGGCUACAUCCGCUUCCACCACGACCAGCUCACGAAGAUGGGGCCCGUCGUCGCCGGCGUGUCGCUCGGCGCGACGGCGCACAUGUCCUACGUGCGGACCUGCACGCCGGACACGAAGCUCCCGGGCACGGACGGCGCCGUCGAGGUCGAGCUCGAGGCCGGCAGCCUCUACGUCAUGGCCGGCAUCUCGCGCUACGGCCUCAAGCACGGCGUCCUCGACGCGUCGUCGCGCGGCGACCGCGUGUCGCUCACGUUCCGCGAGGUCGCCAAGCCCAGCGACCCCGAGGGCCUGCGGCGCUGGCGGCGGAACCCGGCGGACAUCGUCGGGCCCGCCGACGAGAUCGCCGCCGCGUCCGCCUCGUCGUCGUCGUCGUCGUCGGACUUGGACGACGUCGCCGCGGCCUCGUCCGUCGACGAGGCGGCGUCGGCGGUGGCGUCGCUGGUGGAGUCGCUCGUGGAAUCGGUGGAGUCGCUCGUGGAAUCGCUGGUGGAUUCGUCCGUGGAGUCGCUGGUGGAAUCGCUGGUGGAAUCGCUGGAAUCGGUGGAAUCGCCAGAGUCGGUGUCGGAGGAGUCGCCGGAGGAGUCGCCGGUGGAAUCACUGGUGGAGUCGCUGGUGGAGUCGGUGCUGGAAUCGGAGGAGUCGUCGGUGGUCGCCGCCGUCGAGUCCGAGGCCGGCGUCGGCCGGGGCGUCGGCGCGGGCACGGGCGACGUCGUGGGCCGGGGCGUCGGCGCCGCCGUGGGCGUCGGCGUCGGCUUGGGCGACGGCGACGGCGUCGGCGCGCUCGUGGGCUUGGGCGACGGCGAGGGCGUCGGGGAGCUCGUGGGCUUGGGCGACGGCGACGGCGUCGGGCUCGUCGUGGGCGUCGGCGUCGGGCGGGGCGUCGGGCUCGGCGUCGGCGCGGCCGUCGGCGCGGGCGCGGGCACGGCCGUCGGCCGCGGCGCCGGGAGCGCCGUCGGCUCCGGCGCGGGGAGCGCCGUCGGCGUCGCCGUCGGGAACAAGGGGUCGACGCCGCACUGGUGCGUGACGGCGUCGUCGAGGGUCACGCGCGUGCGGCCCGGCGACGAGAGCGAGAGCGAGAGCUUGGACGACAUGAGCUGGCACGUCGCGCCGAGGGGGUACUUGGCCGCGACGUCGUCGCAGACCACCUUGUCGUACUCGGAGAUCGUGUCCCAGGGCAUGCCGCCCUCGUCGAGGUGGCUCGAGAACUUGGUGUGCGUGCAGCAGUCCCAGGCCGUCGGCGCGGACGACGGCGCGGGCGACGGCGCGAUCGUCGGCCGCGCGAAGGGCGAGGCCGUCGGCACGGACGUCGGCGCGGGCACGGGCGGCUGCGUCGGAUUGCCCGGGAGGGGCGUCGGCGACGACGUCGGCACGAAGGUCGGCGCGGGCGUCGGCGUCACCGUCGGCAGCGCGGAGGGCGUCGCGGUCGGCGCGACGCAGUCGCAGCGGACCACGAAGUUCACCGUGGAAAACGUGAAGCUCUGGGGGCAGUCCUCGACGUCGCACUCGAGCGUCUUCGUCGAGACGACGGUCUCCGUGCAGGUCGUCGGGGCGGCCGUCGUCGGCGUCGUCGUCGGCGUCCAGGUCGUCGUCGUCGGGGCCGUCGUCGGCGCGGCCGACGGCGUCGCCGUCGUCGGCGCGCGCGUCGGCUUCGGCGUCGGCACGGGCGUCGGCAGGGACGUCGGGAUGGCGGUGGGCGCGGGCACGGGCAGGCUCGUCGGGAUGUCCUCGCAGAUCCAGCAGUUGCGCAGCGUCGACACGACGUCCAUCUCGCAGCCGUACGUCGAGAGCGUCGAGGCGCACUGGGCCGUCGGGACCGCCGUCACGUCCGUGGAGACGCUCGAGGCGGAGGAGAUCGUGCCGUCGUCGGCGCUGAUCGACGAGAUCGCCGCCGCGUCCGCCUCGUCGUCGUCGUCGUCGUCGGACUUGGACGACGUCGCCGCGGCCUCGUCCGUCGACGAGGCGGCGUCGGCGGUGGCGUCGCUGGUGGAGUCGCUCGUGGAAUCGGUGGAAUCGCUCGUGGAAUCGCUGGUGGAAUCGCUGGUGGAAUCGCUGGUGGAAUCGCUGGAAUCGCCAGAGUCGGUGUCGGAGGAGUCGCCAGAGGAGUCGCCGGUGGAAUCACUGGUGGAGUCGCUGGUGGAGUCGGUGCUGGAAUCGGAGGAGUCGUCGGUGGUCGCCGCCGUCGAGUCCGAGGCCGGCGUCGGCCGGGGCGUCGGCGCGGGCACGGGCGACGUCGUGGGCCGGGGCGUCGGCGCCGCCGUGGGCGUCGGCGUCGGCUUGGGCGACGGCGACGGCGUCGGCGCGCUCGUGGGCUUGGGCGACGGCGAGGGCGUCGGGGAGCUCGUGGGCUUGGGCGACGGCGACGGCGUCGGGCUCGUCGUGGGCGUCGGCGUCGGGCGGGGCGUCGGGCUCGGCGUCGGCGCGGCCGUCGGCGCGGGCGCGGGCACGGCCGUCGGCCGCGGCGCCGGGAGCGCCGUCGGCUCCGGCGCGGGGAGCGCCGUCGGCGUCGCCGUCGGGAACAAGGGGUCGACGCCGCACUGGUGCGUGACGGCGUCGUCGAGGGUCACGCGCGUGCGGCCCGGCGACGAGAGCGAGAGCGAGAGCUUGGACGACAUGAGCUGGCACGUCGUCGGGGCGGCCGUCGUCGGCGUCGUCGUCGGCGUCCAGGUCGUCGUCGUCGGGGCCGUCGUCGGCGCGGCGGACGGCGUCGCCGUCGUCGGCGCGCGCGUCGGCUUCGGCGUCGGCACGGGCGUCGGCAGGGACGUCGGGAUGGCGGUGGGCGCGGGCACGGGCAGGCUCGUCGGGAUGUCCUCGCAGAUCCAGCAGUUGCGCAGCGUCGACACGACGUCCAUCUCGCAGCCGUACGUCGAGAGCGUCGAGGCGCACUGGGCCGUCGGGACCGCCGUCACGUCCGUGGAGACGCUCGAGGCGGAGGAGAUCGUGCCGUCGUCGGCGCUGAUCGUUGCCAGUGCCUCAAUUGUGAAUAGGGAAAUGUAUCAAUUGGAGGCUGGCGCCAUGGCGAAGAAGAAGCUGAAGCUCGUGAUCAAGUGCCCGUGCAAGAUCAAGCUGCCCAUCUUCGAUGAGGACAGCGCGGUCUACAUCAUCUGGAACAUCAUCCUCAUGGCCGCGGUGAUCUGGAGCUGCGUCAACGCUCCGCUCUCCGUGGGACGGUCGACGAACUGGGACAAGUCGGGGCACGGGGUCUCGUUCCGCUGCGGGGAGUCCUGCACGGAGCUCCUCAACUUCGUCAACCACCUCGUGGACCUCAUCUUCCUCAUCGAGCUCUUCAUGCGCUUCGACGCGCGCGAGAUCGUCGACGACCACAAGGCGAUCAAGGAUCGCUACACGCACAGCCUGCUCUUCUGCACGAACAUUUUAGCGGCCGUGCCGCUCGUGACGUCCUUCGCGUACAGCGUGCCCUACGUGAAGAUCGCGACGGACGUGCUGCGCAUCACGCGCGUGUCCCACUUCAAGUCGACGAUGAUGGUGCUGCGCACGGUCCUCGUCCACAAGUACGACAUCGAGGUCGCCGUCGCGAUGAUCCAGAUGGUCGACAGCCUCAACUACCUCAUCAUCAUGACGCUGAUCCUGUGCUCCAUCCAGUGGGGGCCGUCGCUGCCCAUGAACGCCCACGAGCUGGCGUCCAACGCCAUCAUCAUGACCGUGUCCCUCAUGUUCUACGCCAUCGUCUUUGCGAAUUUGGCGAGUACGGUCGAGACGAACAACGUCGUGCUCAACGGCUUCAAGGCCGACAUCGACCCCGUGAAGCAGUUCAUGAAGGUGAACCGCAUCGAGCCCAUCCUCAAGAGCCGCAUCACCAUCUUCUUCGACUACCUCUACAUCCGCCAGAGCGGCAUGACGGACGACCAGAUCCUGAGUGAGCUGCCGAAGGCGCUCCGGCGCGGCAUCGCGAACCGGUCUUUGGGCCUGCUGAGCGGCGUGCCCUUCUUCAAGCCCGACAUGCGGCCGCCGGAGUUCCUCAACUCCGUCGUCGACACCUUGUACGGCCGCGUCUACCUGCCGGACCAGUGGCUCAUCAAGGCGCAGGAGGCGAAGCGGGAGAUGCUGAUUCUCCGCGAGGGCGAGGCCUACAUCAUGCACAACGGCGUCCAGCUCGCGGCGGUGACGGUGGGCGACUACUUUGGGGACUACCAGUGCGUGCUCGGCGGCAAGUACCCCGUGGGCCUCCGCGCGGGCGCGGGCUUCGUCGAGACGCUCGUGCUCACGUACGAGUCGCUCAAGUCGACGGUGCGGCGCUUCGCGCCCAAGGAGGACGACAUCAGCGACACGCCCAACAAGAAGAAGAGCAAGAAGGACGCGGAGAAGGCCAAGGUGCCCACCGUGUCCAUGCUCGACACGGACGCGGGCAUCGUCGAGACGAAGCGGCUCUACCGCGAGACCAUCGCGGCGUGGGGGUCCGCGUCGGGCGCGAUGCCGCCGCCGCGGUCCUCCGCGGCGACGCUCGGCGCCAUGCAGGGCGAGGACAAGGUGCCCUCGAAGCCCGCGGCGGCCUGGGGCGCGGGCAACGGCGGCGCGGCGCCCGCGGCGCCCAAGUCCGCGAGCCUCAACGACCAGGUCGCCGCGCGGCGGUCGCGCGCGACGAUCGUGUCGACGGCGGGCGCGGGCAUCUCCGCCGCCGACAGCGCCGCCGUCGGCGCCGUCGUGCCCCUGCCGAACAUGGACAUGGGCGCCGGCGAGGACAACGCGAUGCUCAUGGACCGCGCGGCCGCGUCGGGCCUCGUGAUCCUGCCCGGCUCGUUCGCGCGCUUCGGCUGGGACAUCUUCCUCUUCUUCGCGCUCAUGUUCACCUGCGUGACGCCCCAGCUCCGCCUCUUCCGCCAGUACCGCGAGGGCAAGCUCACGGCGCGCUACAUGCGCAACCGCGGCUGGCAGUCCGGCAUGGAGGCGACGCUCGUGCUCGACUACUUCUUCGACAUCUGCUUCGACGUGGACAUGAUCUUCCGCCUCUUCUUCUUCGGCAUCAACACGGUCGUCGACGGCCGCGACCUGCUGUUGGUGGAGCGGUCCGCGAUCACCGCGCACCACAUGGAGAGCAAGCGGUUCCGCGUCGACUUCCUGAGCUGCGUGCCCAUCGACCUCGUGGGCCUCUUCGUGGGCCACUGGUCCUACCUCCGCGUGCCCCACGUGCUCCGCUUCUGGAACAUCAAGUUCUACAUCACGAACAUCACGGACUUCAUCGAGGAGUACUACGUCGUGUCGCCGAACACGAUCCGCGCGUGGAUCAUGACGUGCCAGCUCAUCUUCAUCGUGCUCACGGUGUCCAGCGUCUGCGGCAUGACGGACACGGCCAUCGCCGGCGACAACUACACGGGCAACAUGCUCUACCUCAUCCACGACUCGCUCGCGGCCUUGAUGACCGUCGACUACGCGGCCGUCGUCGACACGGCCGUCGGCUCCGACUUCCAGACGCUCGGGCUCAACAUCAUCUUGGUGGCCUACUUCACGACCGUCGUCUCCAACUUCUCCAUGAUGAUCCGCUUCGUCGACCUCACGGAGGCGAACACGACGCACAAGUCGAACGUGCUCAACGCGUUCAUGCGCACGAACUACGUGUCGCCCGCGCUCAAGGAGAAGAUCAACUUCUACAUCGACUUUUUAGCCGAGGAGCGCGACGGCACCGACGAGAUGGCCAUGCUCAACAAGCGUUUACCGCUCAAUUUGCGCCAGGACCUCAUCGCGUCCAUGCUGGAGCCCGCGUUCCGCAAGUCGCCGACGCUCCACGACCAGGACCACCUCUUCCUCUACGAGCUCAUCGUGCGCAUGGAGCUCCACUUCUUCGGGGUGGACGAGGAGAUCGUCGAGUACACGCUGCCGGCGCCGGGCCUCUACAUCAUCCAGACGGGCGUCGUCGAGAUCACCGUGGGCGCGUACCACGCGCGGAACCUGCGGACGAACGACACGUUCUGCGAGGAGGCGCUGCUCAAGCACGUCACCUACAGUCGCUACUCCGCGACGACGAAGGAGGUCACGGAGACCUGGCACCUCCAGCACCACCGCUUCACGGAGCUCCUCUUCCACUUCCCCGCGGUGCGCUACAACCAGCGCGAGCUCGAGAAGCGGCCCGUGCGCUACGAGAUCGACCGCGAGCAGGGCUGCGUCAAGAUCAUCGACAACAACGGCAACUUCCAGCUCGCGGGCGACGCGGGCAAGAAGUCCAAGACGAAGAUGUCGCAGCUCAUCCAGCGCACGACGCAGCGCAACGCGCUCCUCACGGCCGACGAGUCGACGGCGCUCAAGAAGGGCGCGGACACGCUCAAGCUGGCGUCGUCGCGCUACAAGAACGCGGGGUCCCUGGGCCACGCCUGGAACUGCGUCGUGCUGUUCUUCGUGCUCUGGAACAUCGCCAUCGUGCCCUUCAACGCGGUCUUCCGCGAGGGCCACGACAUCUCGCCCGUCGACGUGCUGCCCUACUACGUCGGCGACAUCGUCCUCGUCAUCGACGCCCUCGUCUGGCACUCGCACUGCGUCACCUACUUUUGGUCCAACUCGAAGCGCUACCGCAGCGGCCUCGCCGCGCCGCUCGCGAUCCUCGCCGCGCUCCCGCUCGACGUGCUCUACUUCGCGAUCCCCGGCAAGAACAUGGGCUCGGCCCAGCGCCUCGCGUCCUGCCGCCUCAACAAGAUGCUCCGGGUCAUGGACGUGGGCUCCCUCGUCUUCGCGCUCGAGGCGGCCAUCGAGCACGCGGGCGUCAAGGUGAGCGAGGACGCGCGGAACGUCGCGGUGCUCAUCACGGGCUUCCUCUUCACGGCCCACCUCACGGCGACGGGCUUCUUCUGGUGCGCCAACAGCGUCCACCUCAACGGCAACGAGAACACGUGGGCCUACGACAGCGGCCUCCUCCGCCACUGCUCGCUCGGCGGCCUCGACGGCUGCGACAACAUCGACCCCUACGCGCGCGUGCCCGACGACGGCCUCUGGGCGGGCAAGCCCCUGAAGCAGCCCCAGCUCGGCACGACGAAGAAGUUCUCCGGCGACGGCAUCACGGACGCGUACACGGCCGCGCUCCUCUGGGCGUUCGGCACGCUCACGGCGCGCGACCAGAACUUCGGCGCGACGGGCGACCGCGAGUUCCGCUUCUCCAUCUUCGCCCUCCUGCUGGCCACGGGCUUCUACGCCCUCAUCGUCGCCAUCGUCGAGGACGCGCUCUCGCAGACGGGCCUGUCGCGGUCGUUCUUCCUCCGCAAGGUGAACAAGGCGACGCAGUACUGCGACCAGCAGCACCUGCCCGGCGCCCUGCGGCGGUCCGUGCUCGCCUACUACGAGCGCCUCUGGGUCCAGCAGCGCGGCAUCGGCGGGUCCGAGGUGCUCGAGAUGCUGCCCAUGAACCUCCGCGCGGACUUCAUCGUCGAGGUCGCGGGCGACAUGAUCGCGUCGCUCCACGGCGUCAAGCCCUACACGGCGACGCUCGUCGCCGAGCUCGUCAAGCGCGUCGGCUUCGAGUUCUACAUGCCCAGCGACAUGCUCUUCCGCGACGGCGAGUGCGCGACGACGGUCUACUGCGUCACCGACGGCCGCGUGGAGCUCGUGGGCAGCGACCAGGUCGUCCAGGCGACGCUCGACUACAAGGGCAAGGAGCGGCUCCGGCUCAAGACCCAGAGCGACAAGUCGACCAAGGGCCAGAAGACCAAGUCCGAGCCCAUCAUCCUGGGCGAGGGCGAGUUCUUCGAGCGCAUGCUCUACUCCAUCUCCGUGCAGGCCGCGCACACGACGCACACGAUCCAGCUCACCUACGAGGCCUUCGAGUCGUCCCUGGAGCUCACGAUGCUCAUCGGCGAGUACCGCGCGUACAUGGCCAAGGAGGGCCAGAAGCUCGCGGAGCUCCGGACGGGCGACCGCUACAUCCAGGGGUUGGGCGACGGCGCGGGCAAGAAGUCGAAGCGCGGCAAGAAGAAGCAGAAGGUCAUCAUGCCCAACGACCCCUUCCGCGUCGUCUGGCUCGUCGUCUCCAUGUUGGGACUCAUGUGGUACAGCACGACGAUCCCGUUCCUCGUCGCGUUCGGCACGAAGAACAACAUGGACGGCAGCAAGGGCCUGCCGUCGACGGUGCUCAUCAUCGACGCGCUGCUCACGCUCUUCUACAUCGCCGACAUCCCGCUGCACCUCCAGAUGUUCGUGACGCGCUUCGAGGGCCAGAUGGUCGUCAAGGUCGAGGAGUUCCGCAUGAUCUACAUGAAGCACCACCUGCCCUACGACACGGUGUCGUUGAUUCCGUUGGCCAUCAUCGGCCACCUGAGCGGCGCCGAGCGGUCGACCUGCGUCUGCCUCCGCGUCGUCCAGCUGUCGCGGCUCCGCCACAGUACGCGCUACGUCGACGACAUCAUCCGGCUGCUCGUCGAGGAGCUCAAGAUCAAGUUCCUGGGCAUGGCGGGCGUGGGCAAGGCGCUCCAGAUGUUCAUGCUCUUCUGCCUGACGAUCCACUGGUGCUCGUGCUGCUGGUUCGCGCUCGCGCGGCUCGAGCGGUCGAACGGCAAGACGAACUGGAUCGACACGUACUGGAAGUUCGGCGUCGACUCCUACGAGAUGCGCUACCAGGACAUCCAGUACAACGGGAGUUGGAAGUUCUGGUACCGCGCGUCCUUCACCUGGGCCUUCGCGACGUUCACGUCCUUUGGGGACCUGGGGGUGGACCCCGUGACGCGCGUCGAGCGGCUCUACCAGAUCGCGAUCAUGAUCUUCGGCGUGCUCCUGAGCGACGUGAACCUCCUCGCCAUGCUCGCGUCCAUCGUCGAGCUCGCGGCGCUCCAGCAGCACAAGAACCACCGGCGGACGAUCUGCGCGCGGAACUUCAUGGGCCGCCUCGACCUGGACCCGGAGCUCCGGCGCCGCGUGCUCGACUUCUUCGAGUACGCGGACAACGAGCUCCAGAAUUUGGACGAGGCCCAGUUCCUCAACGAGAUCAACCGGUCGCUCAACAGCGCCAUCCUCUUCCACUUCGCGCACAAGAAGCUCUGCGACUCGAUCAAGUUCGGCGCGUUCCAGGAGGGCAUCGUCGCGUCGCUCGUGAACCUCAUGAUCCCCUACACGGCCGUGCCCGGCGAGCGCGUGCUCGAGGCGGGCACGAACGACGAGACCUACUUCAUCCUCCAGGUCGGCCGCGCGUCCGCCGUCGACGCGUGCGGCGACGCGGAGGCCGUGCCGAGCGGCGCGAUCCUGAGCAACGUCGAGUACCUCCAGGCCGCGAAGCGCGUCGGCGUGCCCAAGCGCAAGCUGACCAUCGACGUCUUCCGGGGCAGGAACCUCACGUCCAUGGGCAUGAUGGGCGCGACGCACCCCUACGUGAUGGCCGUCGUCAAGACCCAGACGUCCUUCGGCGUGAGCUACAAGCAGGCGUCGACGUCCGUGCGCAAGUUCACGCGGACGCCCGAGUUCAACGAGUCCUUCUCCGUGAAGAUCUACAAGAACACGGAGGAGGCCGAGAUCAACCUCAUGCACUACCGCCGGGGCCUCAACGGCCAGUUCAUGGGCAAGGUCACGAUCGACCUCAUGGACGACGGCUCCUGCAAGCGCCAGUGGCACAAGCUCAAGAACGAGAAGGAGCAGCUCGUCGGCGAGAUCAGGAUACGCGCGACGCCCGAGGACCUGCCGCCCGAGUCCAUCGCGAAGAACGCGGAGGUGUCCAUCGUCGCGGACACGUUCUGCCACUUCUACAGCCUCGACUCCAAGUCCCAGGACGACCUCAAGCGCUACAUGAAGGCCAUGCGCCUGCCCCUGAUCAAGCGCCUCCCCGAGGAGCUCCGCGUGUCCGUCGCGAAGAAGCGCGAGCGCGCGCUCGCCAAGGCGCGGAACCUCGGCCGCGCGAUCAAGAUGGGCAUCAUGCCCAAGCCCGCGCAGGAGCCCGCGCCCGAGGCCGCGGCGUCGCCGCCGCCCAAGGCCGCGGCGGCGCCGCCGCCGUCGUCCAAGCCCGAGCAGAAGGAGGACGAGAACGUCGUCGUCGAGGUGCUCAAGGACAAGGCGCCGGCGACGUCGAGCGCGGUCGAGGUCAUCAAGGACAAGGCCGGCGACGGCGCGGCCGCGCCCGGCGGCGCCGCGGCGCCCGGCGACGCGCCGCCCGGCGACGACGAGGAGCUCGACGACGACGAGCCCAUCCUCGAGGCGCCGGACCAGGAGGCGGACGAGAUCAACGCGCUCGCGAACUCGAUGUUCAAGACCAACGUCGAGACCGCCGAGCAGAGCUCCAUCACGGGCCUGGGCGCGGGCGCCGACUCCGAGACCAUCAAGAUCACCCAGGGCGCCCUGCGGGCGACCAUGCGCCGGACCAUCACGGGCCGCGCGUCGAUGGCCGGCGGCCGCGCGUCGCAGGCCGGCCGCGCGUCGCAGGCCGGCGCGGCCGCGGCCGCGGCCGCGGCCUCCGGCGGCGCCGCGGCGAGCCCGCGCCGCGCGUCCAACGUCGGGCGCGUCGCGCCCCGCACGUCCAUGCGCCACGGCAUCGGCCAGACCAUCCAGCGCCCGCCGUCCGUCAUCGGCGUCAAGCACGCCGCCGACAGCCACCCGCCGCCGCGCGCGUCCAUGUUCGCCCACCGCACCCGCAUCGAACCCAUCGGCGAGGACCACGACGACGACCACGCCGAGCCCGCCCCCUCGGCAUGA
Aureococcus anophagefferens is the source of this 11268-nucleotide messenger RNA. RefSeq lists its product as hypothetical. Bases 1 to 11268 code for a protein of 3755 amino acids. Gene Ontology annotation, molecular function: protein-containing complex binding. The record is from RefSeq and is a predicted model, not a curated record. The transcript is spliced from 10 exons. Lineage: Eukaryota; Pelagophyceae; Pelagomonadales; Pelagomonadaceae.